Molecule: messenger RNA, 3290 nt
Organism: Halteromyces radiatus
Lineage: Eukaryota; Fungi; Mucoromycota; Mucoromycetes; Mucorales; Cunninghamellaceae
Product: DIS3-like exonuclease 1
Exons: 22
Coding region: 49-3252 (1067 amino acids)
Biological process (GO): rRNA catabolic process
Cellular component (GO): cytoplasmic exosome (RNase complex)
Molecular function (GO): RNA binding; 3'-5'-RNA exonuclease activity
Source: RefSeq, a predicted model, not a curated record
UUUUUUUUCUUCUUCUUCUUUGACCAGUUGUUUCUUCUUUAUACAAUAAUGGCAACCAAAGUAGAUCGAUCGUUUUAUAAAAAAUCAAGAGGCAAUGGUAUUGUCAAACUUGUUCGUGAACAAUAUCUUCGUUCCGAUAUACCUUGCCUUAUAGGCACCUGUAAAGUCUGUCAUAACAACCAAAUUCAAUUAUUAGAUCCUUCGGCUUCUCAUUAUAUCAUUCCUGACAUAUCGGUGAUUAUACGAUAUCAAGAAAUCCUUGAACAAGACGAAAUCACUGGUAUCAUUCUUGGUCAAACUAUAGUGACAGCAUUAGAACAACAUGACAAAACAAAAAUAUAUCGAAAAUUACGACAAAUCAUCAAUGAUCGACGAAGAAAAAGUGUUUUAUUUUAUAAUGAAAUCUUUACUUGUACUAAGGUGACCCGAUUACCAGGUGAAGCAUCAGCACAUCAUGAUUGGCGCAGUUUGUGUACCAUGGCGCAAUGGUAUCAAAAACAUCUACAACAAAAUGACAUGACCAAUAAGAAGAUUAUUCUAUUAUCUGAAGUAUUUAAUCAACAGGAUAUUUGGAUGAACGAUAUUCAAGUGUACACUAUUCAGCAAUACUUGGCUACCUAUUUCCCAGAUCAUUGUUUACUACAAUCUUUGUCUCGUGUUCUAUCAGAAGUGAUAUUGGAAGAAGAGAUGAAUCGGAUUCAUAUGACAACAACCAUUGCUGGAAAGACUUCAUCUUCUUCAGUUUCUGUUGCCGGAUAUUCUGAGUACAAAUCUAUGGACGAAUUAGAAGUCGGCAUCAAAUCAGGCCGCUAUUUUACUGGCGUGAUCCAUUGUCAAUCUGAAAGUAGUCGAUAUCAAGCUUCUAUACGAAUCGGUGAUGGCAAGAUCAUUUUAGUGAUUGGAAAUGAUCAUAGGAAUCGUGCAGUACAUGGUGAUGUGGUGGUAGUGGAACUAUUAUCGGAAACAAAUUGGGCUACUCCAUCCAAUGAAAUUACCUUUGGCAAUGAUGAUGAUAAUAACAAUGAACCAGGCUUUUCUUUUUCCAAUGUAGAAAACAGUAAUAAUAUUAUAUCAACGAAUUCCUCUACGCAACCUACCGGCCGAGUUGUAGGCAUUUUAAACCGAAAUUGGCGAUCUUAUGUUGCUACCAUUCAACAGGAAGAUAAUGCGACUGGUGGCUCUUUUCAUUUGGCUAUUCCUUUGGAUUCAUCUAUUCCCAAAAUUCGUAUUCGUUAUCAAGAUGUCAAAAUGAUUGAAAACCAGCGUAUUGUUGUUAGGAUUGAUAACUGGCCCGUCUCAUCACAAUAUCCUAAUGGUCAUUACGUUCGAUCUUUAGGUCCGAUUCAUCAAUUAGAUUCUGAAAUAUCGGCUAUUCUUGUAGAACAUGGUAUUUCAGUCUCACAAGCCAGCCAAGAUUUUAGUGAAGCUUCUUUGAAAGAAAUGCCUUUGGAUACAGUAGUUCAGCCAUGGAAACCAUCAUCAGAUCAAUUGAAACAACGGAAAGAUUUACGAUCAUUGACUUUAUUCAGUAUUGAUCCACCCAAUUGUCAAGAUAUCGAUGAUGCAUUGUCUAUCCGUGAAUUGAGCAAUGGUCAAGUAGAAUUAGGUGUACAUAUUGCUGAUGUCAGUUAUUUUGUCAAGGAAAACUCUCUGACUGAUCUUGAAGCAAGAGCAAGAGCAACCACGGUAUAUCUUGCUGAUCGUCGAUUUGAUAUGCUACCUUCAGUUCUAAGCGAACGAGUAUGUUCUCUUCGACAUAACGUUGAUCGUUAUGCUGUAUCUGUCUUGUGGACCUUGGAUAGCUCAUAUAAUGUAAAAAGUACAUGGUUUGGUAGAACUGUCAUUCGAUCAAGUUGUGAAAUGGAAUACGAACAAGCUCAACAAUUUUUGGAUGGUGAAUCAAUAGCUACUGGUAUAGAUCCUUCUCUUUGUCACAAACUGCGUCCUUGUGUGAUCAAACUUGCAGAGGUUUUACGAGUGAUCAAGGAACGACGAUUACAAAAAGGUGCUUUGGAAUUGGAAAGUACAGAAGUCAAAUUCAAAAUGGCCGACAAUGAACAAAUCACGGAUGUUAUACCCAAGGACACAAUGGAAAUCCAUGGCUUAGUAGCUGAAGCUAUGAUUUUUGCCAAUGCUGCUGUAGGUCAACGCAUUUAUGAAGGAUUCAAGCAUACUGCUUUACUACGUCGUCAUCCUGCACCCACAAAGCAUCAAUUCCGGUCUUUGAUUCAAGCUGCUGAAAGUCGAGGAUUUUCUAUUGAUUUCACCUCAAAUAGAGCUUUAGCACUUUCCUUGGAUCAUAUUGUCAAGAACAGUCCGAAUGAUCCUGAAAUGGUUCGCUUGAUGAAGACAAUGGCUACUUAUGCAAUGAAUGAAGCUGGAUAUAUUUCAUCUGGACAUUAUUCUGUAGAUCAAUAUUUCCAUUAUGGUCUUGCCUUGGACUUUUAUACACAUUUUACGUCACCUAUUCGACGAUAUGCAGAUGUGGUAGCCCAUCGACAGUUAUUGACAUGUGUCGAAGAUCCAACCGCUAUGGAACAGAAUGAUGAAUUGACCGGAGGUCCUUCAUAUAUCUUUCAAGACAGCAAAGUGGCCGAAAUUUGUGACAAUUUGAACUUGAAAUCCAGAGAAUCAAAACUAGCUCAAAGGGAUUCGACUGAACUAUUCCAAUCACUCUAUGUUCUCCAAAAGUCUGCCAACGAACCAUUGAUUGAAGAUGGAAUUAUAUCUGAAGUUCGAUCGAACGGUUUUUAUGUCUUUGUGCCAAGCCUAGGACUGAAAGGCCCUGUGUUCUUAAUGGAUAAGGAUGGACAAACUACGGUGCCAUUAUCACUUUUAUCAGGAAAGAAGGAACAAGAAAACGAGUACAUCCCUCAGUGUACACUUGAAGCGCAACCACCAACAGAAAUUACAGUACGUUCACCCGAUAUGGCCCAACCUAUUUGCUUCCGUCUUUUUGAUCGAGUCCGUGUGAUGUUAAAAUUACGUCAAUCGCAUGCUCAUCGACAUAUGAUUUAUAUGACCCUGGUGGAUCUUCAACGACAUGGCAACAACAAAGUAUUGAGUAAGAAUGAUAUGAUGGCCCAUAUUCAACAAGCUGAACAAGAAUUUGACAAGAAGGAGAUUGCCACCAAGGCUGAAACUGAAACAAGACGUCUGAUGAAGAAGAGCAAACAAAACAAGAAAUCUGUUUAUGCAGUAUUAGAACCUUUUAGAAAAUUAGCCAUUAUUGAACAACGUUCUUCUGAAUAAAAAAAAAAGAUAUAGUUUUUUUUCUUUAUUACAAAUAA